This is a messenger RNA of Diospyros lotus (date-plum), 6980 nucleotides long. RefSeq names its product cysteine-tryptophan domain-containing zinc finger protein 7-like. Gene Ontology annotation, molecular function: zinc ion binding. The transcript has 14 exons. Bases 466 to 5694 code for a protein of 1742 amino acids. The record is from RefSeq and is a predicted model, not a curated record. NCBI's taxonomy places the organism in Eukaryota, Viridiplantae, Streptophyta, Magnoliopsida, Ericales, Ebenaceae.
CGGGCCAAAAAGAAAGGAAAGGGGCGGAAAGGGGGAAAAUAAACCAAAAAACACAGUGAGGAAAAGGAGGACACAGCUAUUGCCUGCUCUAUGUUGAGACAUCAAACUCCUCAAAUCUUGACAUUUGAAUCGGCUUCCGGCGGCGAUCGGAAGAGGGGAUUGAGUUUCUGACUUCGACUCGCGCAAUUGUUGCACCGUUCGUGUUUUUAUAUUUGUGCUUGUACGUUGUAUAGAUGAUCAAGUGGGUUCAAUGAGGGUUUGUGAAUGCGUUGGAUUGGGCGGGUUUCGGAACAAUUGGUUUCUGGGGUUUUAUGGGAUUUUGAAGUGUUUUCUUGGGUCGACGAGGUUUUUGUGGUUGGAGUGAUUAUGUUGGACUUUAGGGAAGGUGGUGUUUAGGGUAGGGUUAGGGUUUUUGGGGAUAGAGGUAGGGUUAGGGUUAGGGUUAGGGUUACGUUUGAGUUGGAUAUGGUUGAUAUGGAAGACACUGAACUUGAAGAAGGCGAGGCUUGCUAUUACAAGGACGACACAAGCAUUGACCCUGAUAUAGCCUUCUCUUACAUUGAUAAGAAAGUUCAGAGCGUGUUGGGCCAUUUUCAGAAAGACUUUGAAGGUGGGGUUUCUGCAGAAAAUCUGGGGGCAAAAUUUGGUGGGUAUGGUUCAUUUUUACCCACUUAUCAGCGGUCUCCUCCAGUUUGGUCUCAGCCAAAGACUUCACAGAAUGUUCAGGGUUCCAGCUCACCAAGAUCUCUUAAUGUUGCAUCAGUGGAGGGUACCCAGAAUUCUACGGUUCUCUCAGAUGCAGCCCGAUCUCUUAGGUCUGGAACUGGUUCCCACAGCUUGCAGUCAUUGCAUACUGCAAAGUUCCCAUUAGGAGAUGUCUCAGCCAAACAAUAUUCAUGCUUGCCUGCUCCUCAAGUUAUUGAAAGUUACCCCCCAAAACAUGAAUCUGUUUCAAACAAACUUGUUAAUUCCACUGACCAGAGAACACUGAAGGUUCGAAUAAAAGUAGGUUCUGAUAUAGCAAGGAAAAAUGCUGCAAUUUAUAGUGGCCUUGGGCUUAUUUCACCGUCUUCUUCAACGGGGAACAGUCCGGAGGAGAGUGGUGAAAUGCCAUCUGAUUGCAAAGAGACCCCAAAUGAAUCUCCAGGCCACAUACUAGAGAUCAUGGCAUCUUUUCCAGUCCCUGGCAACUUGCUUCUGUCACCUCUCCACGAGAGUUUACUUUACUUGUCAAGUAAAGUGAAGCAUCUACAAAGCAAUAAGUUCAUGCCUCUCAUCAAGUGUGAUCAGGAGCAUUCUGCUGCAUUAGCAGAUGAUUCAACCUUUUUAAAUGGGGGCAGUAAAGUGACAAAAGAGAAGAAAAAGAAAGCAGUGGAGAAGAAUGAGAAUUGGGUAGCAUUAAAGCGAGAAAUUGAUAAGAAUUCAGAUGCUAACAGAACUACUCCCGUGAAGCAAGAAGUUAUUAUUGAAGCGAGAAAUAUGGAAAAUGAGGCUCAGGACCGGAAAUCAUGUUUUUCAUAUGACAUAAAAGUCAACUCUUUGUCUGGUUCACUAUGCAACGCUGUGAAUGGUGUGAAUGGCGUUGUGGCACCUGGAGUUCUUACAGAAGCUGACAGAAACAUAUCAGUGAAGAAGAGUCAGGUCACUAAGAAUGGGAUGGAGGACAGGUUAUCCACUGGCUUAGGUAAGGCGGAAUCUUUGGAGUCAAUAUCUGAUCAAGAAGGCAGUAAGGAAGAAAAGAUGGAAGCCAGGAGUAGUUUGGCGGAGAAGGUUUGUGUCAGCAGAUUAGGGAAUUCACAUAGGAAUGUUUCAGCUGAUCAAGGGGAAGUUGGCCAAAGGAUAAGUAACAAAGUAUCUGCUCCAUAUAAAGCUGAGAUUCAUGUUUCUAAGUGCAUAAAGCAUCCUGAUAUUGGGACAAUGGAUCAUUCUAGUCAGAAAGUUGGUCAGACAUCUACAUACUUGGAACAGGAUGACCUUAAAAUGCCUCAUGGCUUGGGAAAGCCUUCAUUUAAGGGCAGAACUAAAUCAAAGGGAGGCAAAAGGAAUGGUAAGCCGGCUUCUGAAACCGAGGAAAGCUUAAUGGCUGGAGCACAUGAAGUGCCAAAAGAAAAGAAGAAAGCUAGUAAAAUGCAGAAAUCAAAGUCACAGAGUGACGUCCAAAAGGUCCAUGAUAAACAUAAAGGUAUAGUCUCUGAAACAAAAGUAGAACAGGUGAAGAAUCAAAUAGGAUCAUUGGAUAGGCCUCUCGGAGAUAGGGUCAAGGACUCUCGUUUUCUGGCUGUUGAGAAAGAACAGCGUACAUCCUUGGAUAAAUCAAAGGAGAUGUCUGCUCGCAGAAAAAUUGAUCCUAAAUUGGCAUCUGAAACUUUAUUCAAAGACACUGCAAAUGAUGAUUUCCCUUCUGCCAAAGGAGUUUCUUCUGAGAUAGAACCGACUCCAGUUGCUCCAAUGCUUAUAGAAGAAAACUGGGUCUGUUGUGAUCGUUGUCAAAAGUGGCGCCUUCUACCUUAUGGUACAAAGCCAGAGCAACUACCAGAGAAAUGGUUAUGUAGCAUGCUUAGCUGGCUGCCUGGAAUGAACAGCUGCGAUGUCAGUGAGGAAGAGACAGAAAAAGCACUCCGUGCAUUAUACCAACCUCCACUGCCUGAGAGUCAAAAUCAAAAUAAUCUUCAAAAUCAUGUUGGAACAGCAGUUGGAGCAUUUUCAGCUGAUGCUAGGCAUUUUGAGCAGAUCCACCUGAAUCUCAGUUCUGAUGGCAUACCUAAUCCACCAAAGAAAAAUCUGGGAUCAAAAGGAUUGUCUUAUGUAGCAGGUAAUGGUGGCUCAGUUCAGAUUUCAAGAUCCAACAAAAGUCUCCGGCAGGAGGUGGUGAAAAAAAGAAGCUUAAAUAGCAUGAACCAGCCUACUGUUGGGUCAAAUUUGACAAGCAACUCAAGUGUUCAUCAUUUGGGAAAGUUUCGUGACUCCCCUAUGGAAAGAAAUACUCAUGAACAAAAAGAGAAGCAUGUUCACAGUGGUGAUGUUAAGCAAAAGAAGCUGAAAAGCAGGAGAGAAGCAGGCCAGCAUGAGUAUGAGACUGUGAAGAAAAUUAAGGCUGAUGUUGGAUUUGAUACAGAUGAUUACUGGGUUACAGAACAGAAUCUGAACAUUGAUAGGAUAGGUCGUGGUUCCAGGGAUUGUUUCCGAACUAAGGCAGCUGAUAAGAGAACAGAGAAACAAGAACAUAACCCCAAGGGGGGAAAGUCUGACCAGAAGGGAAAGGUUCAAAUUUUAAAGAAGCGGGGUGAACGUGCAUCAGUAUCACCGCAUACUGUGUCCUUGAAUGCAAAACCGUAUGAUGAACGAAGCUUAACUCUAAAGAAGAGGAAAUUGAAGGAUCAUCAGGAAAAUCAGAAUUUUUUUGAGAUAUCAAGAGAUAAUGGGAAUCAUCUCUCUGGUAGCAUGGUCUUCAUAAAGGAUUCCAGUGGUAGUGAACUCAGGAAGGCAAAGAAACCUAAGGUGUCUAGGACAGAGGGGAAGGAGUCCAGUGCAAGUAAGGGUGAGGAUGGACUAAACAAAAAAAAUAAGAUGACCAGAAUCCUUUUGUCAGGUACUAGAGAAAAUACAAUUCAUGCCAGGGAAGAAGUCAGGACAGCUGGGAAGAAUCGGGAGCCAAGGAAACUCAAAACUGAGGUUGCGUCUAAACCAGCCUCUGAUGACAGAGAUUCAUUGAAAAGGGAUUUGGGAUCUGAGCAAUUUUCAAGGCCAGCCACUUCAAGCUCUUCAAAGGUUUCAGAUUCCCGUAAAAGUAGGGGCAACUUCCAAGAAGUGAAAGGCUCACCGGUAGAAUCAGUUUCCUCAUCUCCCAUGCGGACUUCCAAUUUAGAAAAGCUUUCACCUGCAAGAAGGGAUGCUCUAGAGAAAGAUGCUGUGAGGAAUCAUGAUUUUCCUGUGAUGGAUAGCCCUAGAAAAUCCUUUGAUGGAGAAGGUAAUGGAAAGAGCAAUAUGUGUCAAACAGUAAAGAGGGGAAAUGGGUCUGCUGUCUCUCAUUCAGAGUCUCUUGGAUUUCCUGUGCUAGAUUUUCGGGAUAAUAAUGCCAGUCAAAAGUUUGGUACCAGAUCUAAAUCAAGCCUUUUGGUUAAUAGUGAUGUGGAUAAUUUGCAGAGCUCAUUCCCAGGCAAUCUGCAUGCUUCAGACCAUCAUGAAAAUAUGGAUCGGGCGAAUAAAAAUUAUUAUCAUGAUAGUCCUAUGUCUUCAGGGAAAUCUCGCAAGGGUUCCUCUCUGCUGUCUAAGGAAAAGGACAGAAUCUCUGGUAAAUUUGAAAGAGUUAAGGUGAAGUUAUCUGAUCUGGGUAGUGAGAAGGAAUUGAAUCCAAAUCAGAGCCUGAGGGAUGAAACAGAAAGUGGCCCAUGCCGUAUUGCAUCAUUCCAUGAAGAAUCAAGUGAUUUAAAAUUUAGGCUUAAACCUAUCAAGGAUGAUAAGAGUAUUAGUAGCCGGGAUUUUGUAAAAUGGGAAAGUGAUGGUGGAAGAGAAGAUCAAGUGAAAUUCAAGAAUGACGUUUCAGCUGUGAAAAUGGGUGCUGCAAAGAAAACUCAUCCCACCCAAGUUGAGUUAAGGAGUGAAUAUUCUCAAGUAUUCCCAUGUCAUGUAGGUAAACAAGACUCAUCAGCUAAUGCUCCCCAUUCAGUACCUGGAUCACAGAAAGGAAGUGGUUUUGAUGUGAUUCCAGUUGAUUCUUCUUCUAAAGGUGACUCGUCGAAGUUGUUAAAACAACCUACAACUUUGGUUAACCACCUGGGACAUCCUGUGCGGAAUCAGCGUGUGUUCAAGGAUGCCCAAAGUCCUCUGAGAAGGGAUGCCUGCAGUCAUGUUGCUAGUAAUGUCUUGAAAGAAGCUGAAGAACUGAGAGACUGGGCUGAUCGCCUUAAGGAAUCUGGGUUUGGAAUUGAAUGUUGUGAGGCAUACUUUCAAGCUGCCUUGAAGUUUCUUCAUGGUGCUUCACUUUUAGAAACCUGCAGUGGUGAUAACAGUAAACAUGGGGAGAUGUCUCAAGUGCAAAUAUAUAGUACCACUGCCAAGCUUUGUGAAAUGUGUGCCCAUGAAUACGAGAAACGCCAUGAAAUGGCUGCUGCUGCUUUGGCCUAUAAGUGCAUGGAGGUGACAUACAUGAGGGUGGUUUUCUGCAAAAGCUCCAGCACUAAUAGAGAUCGACAUGAUUUGCAAGCAAGUUUACUAAUGAUUCCUCAAGGUGAAUCUCCAUCAUCUUCUGCAUCAGAUGUUGAUAACUUGAACAAUCAAGCAAUGGCUGAUAAGGUUGCUCUUUCCAAAGGCACUGGUUCUCACAACCGUCCCAACUUUGUUCGACUGCUUGAUUUUACAAAGGAUGUAAGUUCUGCAAUGGAGGCCUCUAGGAAAUCCCAUAAUGCUUUUACAGCUGCUAAUGUAAUCCUGGAAGAGGCUCAAAACAAGGAGGCUAUUAUUUGUGUCAAGAGGGUUAUUGAUUUCAGCUUUCAAGAUGUUGACGAACUAGUCCGUUUGGUCCGGCUUGCAAUUGAGGCCAUCAACCGCCAAGCGGGAAGCUACUUUGGUAUGCAAAAUGAUCCAGAUAUGAGAUAUGGGACACAAAUUUGUCAGAUAUUGCAAUUUCUGGUUAUUCCAGUAAAUCUCUGUUUCUUUGGCUUGAUACCGUGGAUUUCCUUGAUGUGGGAUAGGUGAGGAGAAGCUUAAUGAGCCAUGUUACAGACUUACAGUAAAGAGGGGAUGCAUGUGUAGUGGAAUGUACUAUAAAUCAAUUUCAAGGCUGUAUCUGCACAUAAAGAAACUUCUGCCACUCAAGCUGGUCCAGCGUGCAAUGCUUACAGAUCAACAGGUAAUUUUCUUUUAGGCAGUAAGGUCGUAUCAUAUUGCAUCCAAAAGGCAUGUUUUUCCUUGGGGCAAGGAUGGGAGUGGCUGGAAGAGAGGGCUUUUGCCAACUGCUUCAACUCCUGUCCACAGGUAAUUUUGUUGAACAUGGAAGAAGUUUGGUCACAACCAGGCUGUUAUCCUGGUUUUAUCUGAGCCACAGUUUUGAGUUGGCUAGGGAAAGCAGGUGUUUAUUUGUUUGUUUCUCAACAUUUCUUUUUUAGAUGCAACUCCCGUCUACUCCUACCCUUGUGCACGCACACGCAUGUAUUGGCCUUCCAGUGCUCAACAUUCCUCUUUCCUUUAUGCAAUGUUUUUCAUCCUGUACAGGAUAAAACCAUUUUUAGUGGAUAGAAGAAAAUCUGUUGCUUUGUUCUGAUAUUUUGUUUCAGUUUUAGUUCAUUCUAAAUAUUUUACAUGUCUUAAAUAGUUUGUUUCCUACUUGUUACGGUCAUUUUUCUUCCUCCACUAAUUAAGUGCAACGUGAAGUUAUCCGGUCUAUUCAUUUCUUAAGAUUCUCUCUUUGCUCAGUUGCUUAAGUCUUUUUAUGUAUUUCUUGUCUUGAAGCCACUAAUUUAGCUAAUGCUAGUAAAAUUCCUCCAGGGAUGAAGUUAUAUUCUGAUAUCUUCAGGAGACACGAACCACUCGAGUUUCCUCUUUCAACGUGGAGACGACAGACACAAAGAGGAACCGAGGAGGCCAAUAUGUACUUCUAAAGAAAAUUAUGUUUUAACGUGGAAGAAUCGAUGUACAUACCCUGUUUUGGAACAGAAGGCACUCGGCAGCAGCAUGUGAUGGCCUCUUCGGCUUAGCUAUACAUUUCUUUUGUGAUGAACUGUUAGCAUCAUAUUUGUUGCUGCUAGUUAACAACAGUAGCACGACUGUAGACUGUUUGAUGGUUUCCAGUCUUUUAUGUGAUUUGUUUAUGUCUCAACUUGCUUUUGUUUUUGACGAUUGUAACAAACUUCUAGGUUAAGGUUCAUAGGCAUCCAACUGAUACCUACUGAUAAUUUGUUUUUUUUUAAACUAACUUUUUAAGCCCAGUCAAAGAAAUGUAACAUUCCACGCUUUACUUUCAAACCCAUUCGAAGAAAUGAAAA